CUACAUUCCAGCCAAGCCCUAACUACUGCACACCCAACAUCAGACACAGACAUCAUGAUCAUCAAAAACAAAAUGUCAUCUCUACUCUCCCUCAUACUGCUACUCAGCAACAUAAACUUCUCCACUGCCGACAACCCCAUCGUCCAAACCAUCUACACCGCAGACCCAGCCCCCCUCAUCCACAACAACCGCUUCUACCUCUUCACCGGCCACGACGAAGACGCCUCCACCACCUUCAACAUGCUCGACUGGCGCCUCUUCUCCUCGUCCGACAUGGCAAACUGGCAGCACCACCGCUCGCCCAUGUCGCUCGACACAUUCAGCUGGGCCACCACCCAAGCCUGGGCGGGACAGGUUAUCCCACGCAAUGACAAAUUCUACUUCUACGUCCCUGUACGACAUGGCGAAACUGACAGCAUGGUCAUUGGGGUAGGCGUUAGCGAUACCCUCGAGGGGCCCUAUGAAGAUGCAAUUGGGAGUCCGCUACUUGGGAAUAACGAGAUCGACCCGACGGUUUUCAUCGACGAUGACGGGCAGGCUUAUCUGUAUUGGGGGAAUCCGAAUCUAUGGUACGUCAAGUUGAAUGAGGAUAUGGUGUCGUAUAGCGGCGAGAUUACCCAGGUGGAUUUGACAACUGAGGGAUUCGGGACGAGGCCUGAGCCUACGGAGGAACGGCCGACUGCGUUUGAAGAGGCGCCGUGGCUUUAUAAGCGCGAUGGGCUGUAUUAUAUGGUUUAUGCGGGCUCGAGCUGCUGUCCUGAGAAUAUCCAGUACUCGACGGGACCCUCGGCGACGGGGCCGUGGAGCUAUGGGGGUGUUGUUAUGGAGUCUGCGAGUACGAGUAGUACCAAUCACCCCGGAAUUGUGGAUUAUGGGAAUGUGUCUUAUUUUGCAUACCAUAAUGGGGAGCUGCCUGGUGGAGGGAGCUUUACGCGGUCUGUUGCGGUUGAGAGCUUCGAGUAUAACGAGGAUGGGUCGAUUCCUGUGCUGCAGAUGACGGAGGACGGACCGGAGCAGGUGGCGGCUUUGGAUCCUUUUGUGAGGCAGGAGGCGGAGACUAUGGCGUGGUCGGAGGGGAUUGAGACGGAGGAGUGUAGUGAGGGUGGGUUGAAUGUUUGUGAUAUCAACAAUGGGGACUAUAUCAAGGUUAGGGGUGUUGCUUUUGGUGAUGGUGCAGAAUCGUUCAGUGCGAGUGUGGCAUCUGCGACUGAUGGAGGAGAUAUUGAGCUGCGGCUGGACAGUGAGGAUGGUCUGCUUAUUGGAACUUGUACAGUGGUUGGGACAGGGGACUGGCAAGAGUGGACGACGGUGGACUGUCCUGUUGAGGCUACAGGGACCCAUGACCUGUUUUUCAAGUUUGUCGGUGCUGGUGAUGGUUUUCUGUUGAAUUUUGACUGGUGGCAGUUUGAGUAGAGCACUCAAUAUAAUGUGGAGGUAGAUUUGGCUUAUGUUGGAAAAAGAACAGGAUAUAAUAUAUCAACGAUUCCCUCCAGCUGAAAGCGUGAUACCACUGACUGAAGGUAUAGGUGGAGAACCCAUAUCGACUGCAUUAAUCGUCAAGGUAAAUACCGUUUGACAGUAUCUCCGCAUUAGGGAAGCAGUUCCGAGCUUGGAAGAGAUUCUUUGUUUGAUCAGCCAGGAUAUCAAUCUCGUGUAACGACCACCGUUGAGCUGAUGCCUCACGACUCGUCAUAAAGAGGGUGUUUUGGAAACCUGCUAGUAUAUAUACCUGAGUAUCCUAGAUAUAUUUCAUUUACUU
Aspergillus versicolor CBS 583.65 is the source of this 1759-nucleotide messenger RNA. RefSeq names its product glycoside hydrolase family 43 protein. The transcript has a single exon. The coding region runs from base 73 to 1413 and encodes 446 amino acids. The record is from RefSeq and is a predicted model, not a curated record. Gene Ontology annotation, molecular function: carbohydrate binding; hydrolase activity, hydrolyzing O-glycosyl compounds. Gene Ontology annotation, biological process: carbohydrate metabolic process. NCBI's taxonomy places the organism in Eukaryota, Fungi, Ascomycota, Eurotiomycetes, Eurotiales, Aspergillaceae.